Magallana angulata is the source of this 1204-nucleotide messenger RNA. RefSeq lists its product as uncharacterized. The record is from RefSeq and is a predicted model, not a curated record. Bases 549 to 965 code for a protein of 138 amino acids. The transcript is spliced from 4 exons. Lineage: Eukaryota; Metazoa; Mollusca; Bivalvia; Ostreida; Ostreidae.
UUUUUAAAAAUAUUUAUACUAAACCCUGUCCCAUCAAAUUUUAUUCGUAUGACAUGUUCCCUUUUUUCACUGAGAAAUUGUCAGAAAUGAAAACCAUUGGGAAUCGUUUGGACACUUUUUGAACAUUUUGCUCAAUUUAUCAAUAUAACCUUCCGGGUACUUUCAUGUCGUUUGCAAUACGAAGUUUAGUAGGUAGACCAACUAUUUUAAGCAAUGUCCUUUAUUCUGAAAAGAUAAAGGCGACAUUUGAACAAACAAACAUAACAUUUAUCCAUAUUUUUCGCUAAAUUGAUAUACUUUUCAUACCAAGAUUAUUGUGAAAACCAAAUAAUCAUUAAAAUGAGAAAGAAAGGAGAAACCGAGACAUACUUUACCUGCAGUAAAAUCAAGUGAGCUUCUCUGAUCAAGACGUGUUGUCGUUCCCUGCAUUAGAUAUUUACGUGAUCACAAGCUGGAUUAACGAAGAAUUCAAAUAUUUAAUAUGAAAAUUCAAUUCAAGGGAGAGGGAUUCCGAACGUUUCUGAAAAUGAUGCACUCCACAGGCUUGGAUGCUGAAUCUAAGCCAUAGGUUUCGGAUGCUGGAGGAGAUUAAGAUUUUUGGAGCUGGCCACAUGUUUAUGCAAAUAAUCCUAAUGAAGAGGACAGAGCAUCAAAACCUAUUGAGGAGCAUCACGAAUAACAUGUACAAAGGAUUCAUCAUUAAGAAGUUAGUUCAUGAAACUCGAAACGCAACUGCUGGUAUUGGAAUUCUCCCGGGCAAUAAAAGACGUCUUGAUUGUAUUUGUAUCUCGAAUACUAAAACUGGAGAAGUUACCUCGAGAUCCAGGCCUGUAGAACCUCUUUCUUUAUCGAGGGUCACAUCAAACGAUGGUGGAAACUAUAUCGUCAAGAAAUCUCUGAGUGACGGAAUUAUAGAGACCGGAAGUUGCACACAGAUUAUCAAAGCUAGGUCACCAACUCGCUGAUGUCAAGGACGAUCAUCAUGUAAGAAACAUGUCAACUUUAAGUCAAGAUAAAAAUUGUACCGGUAUCCAUUUAUUUAUCCGUUUAUUUAUCUUUUUUCCAUUUUAUAACUGCUUCUUAAUUUUCAUUUUACCAAAAUUCUAUUUACUGAAUAACGACACAAACAACAACCAGCAACAUCGUAUUUACAAAGCGAGGGCUCAACUAAGAAGUGGUCUUUGAUCCAGACUGGAUCGUCAAA